Striga asiatica is the source of this 348-nucleotide messenger RNA. The record is from the annotation of a GenBank genome assembly. NCBI's taxonomy places the organism in Eukaryota, Viridiplantae, Streptophyta, Magnoliopsida, Lamiales, Orobanchaceae.
AUGAGAAAUUACAUACACGAUGCUGGUGGAUUAGUUUUGACAUACCUCUCGGGUAAACUUCAUGAAUUUGGAGCUUUUUCUUUGUUUUUGCGUUUGAAUCUGGAGGCUAAGAUGGUGGAAGUCUUCCUCCUCAUGUCUAUCAAUUGUGGCACCAAAAUCGAGCAUGCUGCAAGUUCGAUUUCUUUAUCCUCGACCGAAUGUAUACUGAUACUAAUCCAGCAAACAGUCACAAGGCUCGCGCGUGCCAAACAUGGAAUGCUGCUAGCUAUUGAAUACGAAAGUGCUGCCAGAAGUCUACAAUAUGACUGCAACUACAGGUUGAUCUUCGAGCCGGGCCCUCUGGAGUAG